GCCCUAUAUCUUUCUCCCUUUCUCCUUUCACUAUGAUUGUUAAAGGAAUCCGCGCGACAGCGCUCCUCCUCGCGACAUGCAUAUCGACAAGCAGCGCAACAGCUACAUGCUACUUCCCCGACGGGUCUAUCGCCAGCAACAACGUCCCCUGCUCAUCGGACACGUAUUCCGCAUGCUGCGGCAAAUCUGACGUCUGUUUAUCGAAUAACCUCUGCAUGGAUACGGGGGAACAGCCAUAUGUUCUCUCCCGGGGGGCGUGCACGGAUCCAAAUUGGGAGUCGGACAAUUGUCCGUCUGUUUGUCGUACGUACUUGAUUCGUAGAGCUUUUUGAGUUGAUGGAUGAAUAUG
Messenger RNA from Aspergillus welwitschiae, 349 nucleotides. RefSeq lists its product as uncharacterized. The record is from RefSeq and is a predicted model, not a curated record. Bases 33 to 332 code for a protein of 99 amino acids. Lineage: Eukaryota; Fungi; Ascomycota; Eurotiomycetes; Eurotiales; Aspergillaceae. The transcript has a single exon.